UCGCUGUACUUGCCACCACUAAUACCAAUUGCAUCCCUCAAAAAAAAUACUGCGUGUGAAAAAGACCCGAACUUUUCGCAUACCUUUCGGGUGCCUACUUAUUCAGUGGAAAAGCGCGCGUUACUGCUCAGAUCGAUUCGAUCGCAAAACGGCUGUUCAAAAUGUUAUAAAACACCGCGCCGCGUCCGUAGACAGUCCCUGUUCUACUUUAAAACACACACCCACACACGCGCGCCGCCGAGUGUCAACAGCUGCCCUGGCGAAAAAAUGUCGGACAUUAACGAUGACCUGCUCAACUACGAGCUGGGCGAUGACAUCGAUGACCAAGCUCUGCUCGGCGCCGAUGAGGAUGAGUUGCUACUCUCGGACGAAGAGCUCGAAAAGGAUGUCACCAGCGAGGUGAAGCAGCAGAUGCGCGCCGAGGCCGAGGAGUGGGCCCAGGAGCAGAUUAGACAGCACGAGCGCAAGCACAAGGAGCAAUUGCAGGCAGAUGCGACUGCAGCGACUGAAGUCACUGUUGCAGCCACGGCCACCGCAGAGGUAGCACCAACUUUAAGGGCGCAACCAGAGCUAGCUUCAUCUCCUGCUCCGGAUCCUGUUCCUGCGAAACCUCUAGUCGCUCAGGUGGAGAAACAUGUUGACACAGCCCACGCGGCUGUGGCAGCUGAGCCAGCGAAGGAACUGGUGUCAGCCAGUCGCUCGGAAUCCCCACAACAGCAAGCUAAGGAGGAGGCGCCUCCAGCUGAUUGCGCCGAAAAGGAGGCGACUCAGAAUAAUGGCAACAGCGAGGAACAAGCUGAGAACGCUGGCAGUCAGAGUGAGGCUGAACGAGGACUGGGCUUGUGCUCGCUACUGGCCUCAUCCCAAGAGAGCCUGCCCAGCGCCAGCUCAGCCUCUGUGAUUUCAGAUCCGCGAGAGGACGACGAAGAGCGCGAGGAGCGCACCAACUACAAGACGGCCAGCGAGCGAUCUGACAACAAUCUGAGGCAGCAGCAAGAGCACGCACACAUGUCGCCCUACCAGCACCAGCAGCGGCGACUCCACGGCCAUGGAGAUAAACCCCGCGUGGGCGGAGGUGGACGCUUCAUGCAUGGCCAGCAGCAGCAGCAGCAGCAGCAACAGAGCCAGAUGGGCAAGCCGCCGCGUGGAAUUGGAACGCGCCACCAUCUGCUACGCAAUCCGUCGCCAAGUUUCGGCAUACAGCAGCAGCGCAUGGGCAUGGCCGGGAUGCAACCGCCGCCACAGCGAUAUGGCAUGCCGGGCCAGUACCCGGCAACUCAGCCACCCAACCAGUCACCACAACAAGCACCGACCAACACACAACAGCCACACAGCGCUCCCGCCUCUCCCCUCCACACUCCCACGCAUUCGCACAUGAUGCACCACAGUCACAAUCCGAACGGAGGCGUGCUGCACCACCUGCUGCCGCAUCCGCACGAGCAGGUGCGUGUGGGUCUGCUGCAACCACCGCCGCUGGCAUAUGCGCCCAAUCCGGGUGGCUAUCGCAAUGGAGCACUUCUGGGUCCGGGACCGGGACCUGGUUUGCAUCAGCAACACCAGUCGCCGCACCAGCAACAGUCGGGCAUGCGUCCGCCGCUGUAUCGGAAUGCCCCGCCAUCGUACGGCUACGACCAGGGACAUCCACCCCAGCAUCCGCAGCAGUUCAUGCGGCCUCACAACGGCUGGCGACCGCAGGGGGACAAUGCGCGCAUGCAGCGACCACCACUGCAAACGCUGCCACCGCACAUGAUGCCCGGCGCACCGCCGAACUAUGCCAAUGGCAUGGGAAUGCGAGGACCGCCGCCCCAGCAACAGCAAUCGCAGCAGCCGCCACAGCAGCAGCCAGCACCGCAGCAGGCGGGCAAUCCCCUACAGCAGGCCGUCAAUCCUGGCCAGCCCCCUCAACAGCCGAAUGGACCGCCGCAGCAGCAGGGCUCAUCAUCGGUGCCCCGGGUCAGCAAGGUGCUCAUCAAUCCGAAUUUCAAGGGCGGCGUCGAAGCGGCUACCAACAAGUUCAUCAAGGAGACACACUUUAUGCCCGCCAUUAACAGCGAGGCCGAGUUGCUGCGCCAGCAGGUGGAGUUCAUCAACAAGAAUCGGCAGUACAUUGAGAAGCGACGCAUGGAACGCUCGCCACCGUCGUCGGGCUCCUCCACCGGAGCCGCCUCGUCCGGCCAGGCAGGCGAACGGAGGCGAACACGUAGCCGCAGUCGCUCUCGUGGUCGCAGUUACUCUCCCGUUAAGCGCGUGGAAAGAGAACGCGAGCGGGAGCGGGAGCGCGAGAGGGAUCGUGAAAGGGAUCGGGAGCGAGAUCGUGAACGAUAUGGCGCCAAUCGGGCGGCUGGAAACCGUGGAUUCCGACGGGCAUCGAGUCGGGAUCGAGACGAGAAUCGUGGCGCAGCAAGCACCGCCAGUGCUCAAGGAGCGGGCGGAUCAGCAUCCAGCGGAGCUGCGCCCCCCAAGCGACGAAGGAGUGGCUCGGCCGGAGGAGGCACUGCCCGGAAUCCAUUCUCUGGCGAGCCGCGCGGCCGACCCUCCGAAACAGGCAGUCGCAGUAUGCCCAGCGACGAGGACGAGGAGACCCGCAACUAUCGCCUUGAGAUUGAGAAGCAGAAGCAACUGCGCGAGAAAAUCAUGCGAGACAAGGAGCUGAAGCGUCGGCGCGCAGCCGAGGAGAAGCUACACGAGGAGAAACGCGCCGAGCAGCACAACACUUCGCCAGCCCGCGACGACCAGGAGGUGGCCGCCGGACAAGGAUCUGCAGCGCCAACACCUGCAGCGUCAAAGCAUCGGCCAACCGCAUCAGCCGGCGAGCGCAAGGUGAUCUCGCUGAAGCGUCGCGACGACCAGGAUGCGAGCAGCGUACGCAGCAGGCAGGCACAGGGAUCGCAGUCCAAUGCUCAGGCAGGCCAAGGUCAGCAGCAGCAGCAGGCGGCGCGCAAGCAACUAACGGCGGCGAAGAUAGCGCCAGAGGCAAAGCGCAGUAUAACCGAUCACCUGGCGCCAUCCUCUAAGCAGCAUCAUCAUCAUCAUCAGCAGCAUCAUCAGACUGCAGCGGCGCCGGCGAGAACGGUGGUAUUGGGAUCGGGAGCUGUGGCCGGCGGCACACCGCCGAAGCCGCGCGAUAAGCUGCGCCUGGGCACGCCAAGCGACGAUGAAGUGGAGCUGGACUAUGAUGACGAUGACCUGCUGCUGGACGAGGAGGAUCGUUUGUUGGCCACGCCAUCGCCGCCGCCGCAGAAGGCGAGCAGCAAAAGAUCGGCCACGCCGGAGCCCUUGGUGGUCAAGCGGAACCACAAGGCGAUGCGUGGCGGCAGCUCGACAUCAGCGCCCAGCUUUAGCUCCAACCAGCGGCGAGUGGUGCUCAAGCCGACCAGCAAUGGCAGCAGCAGCAGCGGAGGAGAUCAGCAGCAGUUGUCGCACAGCGGCAGGCAGCGGGAUCGGAGGCGCGGUGGAGAGGAUAGCGCACUGCAGCGGAAAGGUGGAGUAGGAAGCGUUGGCGGCAGCAGCAGCUCGGGAUCUGGCGGAGGGAUCUUCGAUAGGCUGGAGAAGCGUGUGGCCGUCUCAGGAGGAGGGAGCAGCGGUGGAGGCGGCGGGAGCAGCCACAAGCAGCGAUCCAAGGCGCCCGCCCGCAUCGUACUCAAGCACGAUUGAUAAGAAUAUUUAGUUUAAGAAUAUAUAGUUUUCUAUAACUAUUAUCGAUUAUAGAUGUACGACGAUGAUGGGGAGUAGUGCAGUAAGCAGUACUUUAGCUUUAAGGUAAAAAGUUAUAAAUAGUUGAGCUUUCUUUAUAAAUAGCGGAUUAUACAUAUAUCUAGAUGUCAUGUAAUUGGUGGGUGUGCGUGAGGGUCUCUACCCCGUGCUCCAUGCGGUAUGCAAAUUCAUUUAGCUUUAAGUGUACAAAUCUUAUCAAUGACUAAAACGUGCUUCGUUUUCUUAAUCGCUAUUUGUAUUUAAACGUAGGAUAAAGUGGAAUGCUUAAAGCUUGACCUGGACAACAAAACAAUUACCGUAUAUAACUUUAGCAACACAAACUAGGACCCAAAUGUGCAUACUAUGUGCAUGCUCAUAGCCCUUAGCCUAUGUAAUCAAGUGAAAAAUAUUUACACCUCUACAUACAUUUAUAUAUAUAUACAUAAAGUGUAUAUAUUUAUUUAUAAAUACUUCAAUUUAGUUUUAAGCACAAAAGCUGAGCGUCUAUUUUUUAUGAUGACAAUUCUACAAAGAUUUUAUUGAAAGAAAGAGAAGUUAAGAAGUGCAAAUGCUUCUUAGGAAUUUACUUUAAAUUUACCUUUAGUUAUUUGAAUUAUUUUAUACAUUGUGCCCCGUUGAUUGUAAAUGAAAUUUAUUGUCUGUCCUGUUGUGUUCUUUGUAACUACUAUAAACCACAUACGAAACUAUGUUAGCUUGUGAACUAGUUUAACUAAUAAACUUGAAAUAUUGCAGCAUGUAACGUACUUGUACACACAAAGCAAUACCUUAAUGGCCUGGAAAACGCAGACACAUAGAAUGCUACCGAUAAACUGGUAAUGCAAAAUGAUCAAACCAUAAAUUACAAUGGCAUAGUACAUAGGAUACCACAUACCACUUACCAUAUAACACUUAUCGCUCACUUAAAAAACUGGCCAGUUAAAGAGUAAUCAGCGGAAUGAAGUCUUCGUUGGUGAACCGCAGAAUUGAUGAUGAGCAAUGAUGGAUAAUACCUAGUAAUACUAAGUACUUGUACAUAAUACAAUCGAACUAUUCGGCUAGCCACAUUUAUGUAAACAUACCACACACUUUCCUACGAAAGCUGAGAACAUAUUGUCCGAUCUAGAACAACAGCCAUAAACUUCACUUAGAUUAUUUGCGUCGAAGAUAAUGCGAAAUGCCUAGACUAAAGAGAUUGUUAAAUUAUUGCCACUCCCGCUCCCGAGAAAUAUAAAUAUAUAUAUAUAUAUAUAUAUAUAUAUAUAUACUUAAGUCAUAGAGAGAUCUGCAAGAACCAUUGUAAUUGGACAGUAAGCAUUGUACUUUGCACACUAUUGCAACACUCGAGAAACCCCAAUUGUGUCGAUAAGCUAAUGAACGAAUACGUUAAUAUGAGUCAUUUUUAUUGUAACUAAGCUAACUAGAUAAAGAAAAGGUAGAGGUAUAUCGCAAAUGCAGAUGACAUGAAAUGUAUGUACUAAAAUCGCUCUAUUAAAAACGCAUCGAAUCCGAAUGCGGUACAAGCUUGACUUUUGCAUUGAUGUAAGUGGCACAUUUAUUCAUGUGACAACAACACAAAGAGAUACAAAUGUAACUAUCUAUCUAUUUAUCUAAUAUGUGUGGCGAAGGUAAUUGUUGAGGAUGAAAAGGGGUCGCAACGCUAGAAAAUGAUAAGAUUUAAUGGGAAGCGCAUAAAGAAAUCGUAUAUGCCUAGGUAUAUACAUACGUAUAACUCUAGUAAUCGUAAUGCUACACACAAUAUGAUAUAAUAUAUGGAUUAAUAAAAACCAAUUAUACCACGUGCACACAUAAAAGCGUGCGGCAGCAUAACUGUAUAAACAUCUAAAAAUUAUUCCAAGUGAUUUUAGCUUUUUAAGAACCAAGUCGAAACAAACUGAACACUCGUAGUGGAAAACACGAAAUAGCGCAAGCAAAUGACAAAACAAAAAUUGAAAUGAUUCCAAUUUGCAAAUCCGAGUCUGUGAUUAUUUUUAUAUUAUUCUUAUUAUUAUGCAUAUACAUAUAUUACGAUAUAUAACAACUAUCCAUUACGGCCCAACCCACAGAUCACCAAAACAUACUCGUAAUAAUUUUGUUUACCCACCCGAUCGUUUUACCCCAAAAAUUUCUUAUUUUGUACACCCCAAACUACAAACCUAAAACUUUAAAAUCAAAUACUAGAAUUAAGUGCUAGUUAAAUCGGUUUGCGAUCAGGCUCCAACGCUCCAUUCUCAGUCAAAUAGAUUAGAUUACUUGGGGAUUCGUCAUUUAUGUGUGAUAUACCAUAUAUAUGUAUAGUUUUUUGCGGGAUCGGGAGUGGAGUGGAGUGUUUGGAGCGUUGCGAUCAAUGCCUAUUUAGUGUAUAAGUGCAUUAUAUUUUCGGGGCACUAGUUUUCGAUACUGGGCCCCACACACACACAAGACAACACCAUCUAAUAUUCCCCGCAUUUUCCCAGCUUUACAUUUUCAGUUCGAAUCGCCAAUACAUUUUACCUGUGUAUAGUGUAUAGUUAAGAACCGACUAGCAGAAAUGCAAACACUAUUCGAUGUUAGUUAUCUAUAUAUGUACCUAGAAAGUUACUCUCUAUGUGUGCACGAAACCUAUCCGUAAAUUUAUUUAUUAUAAUUUUAAGCAUUUUGAACGAUAAUAUCUCUGUUUCUACACGCCCAAAAAUUUUUGAUUUGUUAGUCCUAGACAAAUAGUUUGAUUUUGUUAUAGUUUGUAACUUAACUUUUUUCCUCCCCUUAUUGUUUAUGCCCCUGUUAUCACGCCAAACUACUGUUCCUAACCCAAUCCAAUUCCCCAUCACGUGUUAUACCCAUCAUUUAAAACUAACCUAAAAAUGUCAAUUGGAACUUUUUUCGAUGGCGAACGCAACUGUACCCCCAAUGUUCCUUAUUCCAUAACAUUCCCUAGUCCUCUAUCUCGCUCUCUGACAACUAUCUCUCUCUCUCUCUCUCUCGCUGACACCUAUAUCUAUCUCUGACCAUCGCAAUAGCUGUGUCUCUGUCUCGCGCGUGCACAUGCAUUAGAGCAGAGCAGAGAUACCCAGAUAUUAACUUAAUUGUAAUCAUAUAUAAAACCUAUACCUAAUUUUCUUUCAGCACUAUUCUUUGUACAAAUCGAAAGAAAAAAUUGACAAAAAAGAACGUACAAAAAAAUCAAAUCAAAUGAAACGAAAAGAAUGACAACAACUUAAAAACCAAAAAAUUAAAAAAAAAAAAAAAAAUGAGAAAAAAGGAAUGAAUAAAUUACAGAAAGUAGUUAGAUUGGGCGAGGUGCCAUUUGACGAGGGAAGCUCCGCGGGCAGCUCGCCAAAGAACUUUUGAAGAAGACUAAAUAAACUGAUAUAUACAUGAGAAUACAUGAUAUAUAUAGAGACCCAGUCCUGUAUAUAUUUGUAUAUGUAUAUUUUUUACAGCAUUC
Molecule: messenger RNA, 7117 nt
Organism: Drosophila melanogaster (fruit fly)
Lineage: Eukaryota; Metazoa; Arthropoda; Insecta; Diptera; Drosophilidae
Exons: 7
Coding region: 268-3654 (1128 amino acids)
Source: RefSeq, marked reviewed